UAGAUUGCUCACUUUGGUCCCGGCUUCAUAAUCUGCCAAUUCAACCCGUUCUAUCUUGUGAUUUGGUGCGGUUUUACGGAUCAUUCUCGUUUGAUUUUCAGUCGUUAAAUCAACGACAUUAAAUUGCAUUCCCGUUCUGCCGAACCGUUCAAAUUAUUCAAGAUGUACCGUAUCUCUGCCGCUCUUGCUAGAAACAAUGUACCCAAAUACUUUGCUAGAAACUAUGCCAAGGACAUUAAGUUUGGGCCUGAAGUGCGAAAACUUAUGCUUGAGGGAGUUGAUAUCCUUGCUGAUGCUGUUGCUGUAACUAUGGGCCCGAAGGGCCGUAAUGUCAUCCUAGAACAAAGCUGGGGUUCUCCUAAAAUCACUAAGGAUGGUGUAACUGUUGCCAAAGGUAUUGAAUUACAAGAUAAAUUCCAAAACAUUGGUGCUAAGCUUGUACAAGAUGUAGCAAAUAAUACCAAUGAUGAAGCUGGUGAUGGCACAACAACAGCUACUGUGUUAGCACGUGCUAUAGCUAAAGAAGGAUUUGAAUCAAUUAUUAAGGGUGCUAAUCCAAUUGAAAUUAGACGAGGUGUAAUGUUAGCUGUUGAUGAAGUUAAGGUUCAAUUAGGUAAUUUAUCAAAGAAAGUUCAGUCUGCAGAGGAAAUUGCACAAGUUGCCACAAUAUCUGCUAAUGGUGAUACUAGUAUUGGACAACUUAUUUCUUCAGCUAUGGAAAAAGUAGGAAAAGAUGGUGUGAUAACAGUCAAAGAUGGAAAAACCUUAGAAGAUGAAUUGGAAGUUAUUGAAGGUUUAAAAUUUGAUAGAGGGUACAUUUCCCCAUACUUCAUUAACUCUGCUAAAGGUGCCAAAGUAGAAUUCCAAGAUGCUUUGGUGUUGUUCAGCGAGAAAAAAAUUUCAUCCGCUCAAUCAUUAAUUCCUGCUUUAGAAUUAGCUAAUGCACAACGUAAACCACUUGUUAUAGUUGCUGAAGACCUUGAUGGUGAAGUUAUUGGAAUGCUAGUUUUAAAUAGAUUGAAAAUUGGUCUAAAUGUUGCGGCCGUCAAAGCGCCUGGAUUUGGAGAUAAUCGCAAAUCUACAUUGACUGAUAUGGCAAUUGCAACUGGAGGUGUUGUUUUCGGCCAAGAAGGUAAUGAACUGAAAAUUGAAGAUAUCAAAGCUGGUGAUUUUGGUGAAGUCAAAGAAGUAGUUAUCACCAAAGAUGACACUUUGCUGUUGAAAGGUAAUGGCAUACCAUCUGACAUUGAACAAAGAGCUGAACAAAUUAGAGAUCAGAUCAAGGAUACUUCAUCUGAAUAUGAAAAAGAAAAACUGCAAGAACGUCUUGCAAGGUUAGCAUCUGGUGUUGCUGUAUUGAAAAUUGGCGGUAGUAGUGAAGUUGAAGUCAAUGAGAAAAAAGACCGUGUUACUGACGCACUAAAUGCCACCCGUGCAGCUGUUGAAGAAGGUAUUGUUCCCGGAGGUGGUACUGCAUUAAUCCGUUGUGGACCUGGAUUAAAUGCAAUCAAAGUAGCCAACAAAGAUCAGAAAAUUGGUAUUGAUAUUGUGCGUAAAGCAUUAACCAUGCCAUGUAUGACAAUUGCCCGAAAUGCUGGUGUUGAUGCUGGUGUUGUAGUUGCUAAAGUGUCUGAAGGUAAAGAUGCUUUUGGUUAUGAUGCAAUGAACGACGAAUAUGUUAACAUGGUUGAAAAAGGAAUCAUCGAUCCAACCAAAGUUGUCAGAACAGCAAUAACUGAUGCUGCAGGUGUUGCAUCAUUAUUGACUACAGCAGAAGCAGUUAUCACUGAAUUACCCAAGAAGGACGAGCCAUUACCAGGUGGUGGUAUGGGAGGAAUGGGUGGAAUGGGCGGUAUGGGAGGAAUGGGUGGCAUGAUGUAAUAAUUUGUUUUAGAAAUCACAAAGACUGACAUCGCAAGUGGCAUAAAUAUUUUUCUAUCCUAGUUAUGUGUUGUUCUCGAUGUUUUAUUUUAUAAGAAUCAAAUUUAUUAAUUAUUAGUAACAUUAUUAGUUUUUUUUUUAUACAUAUUUUUUAAAUUCAUGUGUUUCUAUGUACAAAUGGAUUGUAAGUUUCAUUAGACACACAUGUUAAGAGAUAUUUUGUCUAUUGCAUAGAUGUUUAAAUUGGAAAUUGUACAAAGUGUUUUAGGUCAUAUAAAACUCAUUCCAAAAAUCAUUGCAUAUAUUUGUUUUUUUUUUUAUUUCAACAGAAUAAAAAGUGAUGUUGCAAU
Messenger RNA from Metopolophium dirhodum (rose-grain aphid), 2231 nucleotides. It is a transcript of the gene Hsp60A, whose product is annotated as heat shock protein 60A. Gene Ontology annotation, molecular function: ATP-dependent protein folding chaperone; ATP binding; protein-folding chaperone binding. Gene Ontology annotation, biological process: protein refolding; mitochondrial unfolded protein response; protein import into mitochondrial intermembrane space. NCBI's taxonomy places the organism in Eukaryota, Metazoa, Arthropoda, Insecta, Hemiptera, Aphididae. Gene Ontology annotation, cellular component: mitochondrial matrix; mitochondrial inner membrane. The record is from RefSeq and is a predicted model, not a curated record. The transcript has 10 exons. The coding region runs from base 163 to 1881 and encodes 572 amino acids.